AUACCUGGUCAUAGCUCACCCGCUCUCCUCCAAGACUUUGUGUACGUCCAGGAAUGCUCGCAUUGCUUUGGCUUGUACUUGGAUCACAGCGAUUCUCUUGGCAUGCCCUUCCUUCGUUAUUAUGGGGACAGAAUCUAACAGGUACUACAACAAUUCAACAUCGGUGGUUGUGGUUCUUUGUGCCGACCUUGGAAUUGGUACCCAAGAACGACUAUCUUAUGCCAUCUGGCAACUGGCUGGCCUCUUUCUGGUGCCCACAAGCAUUCUACUUUAUUGUUACGUCAGAGUCAUUUGUAUUCUGUGGCUGAGCGCCAGGCAGCUUCAAACACUCACCUCGCCAAAUAGAUUUGACGCCAGUAGUACGGAGAGCUGUAAUCACGUGACCCACAGAAACGGCAGUCUUCAUUGGAGAGCCAGGUGUAGUCCAUCUUUUAGAGCAGGGGAAGAGGCAUUACAAAAGAGGAAACAACAAACAUGCAUUUACGGCGGCUGGAAACCUAUGCAAAGAGUUAAUCAACUGGUCAUCAGCUGCCUUCCUUACCUCCAGUCGUGCAUUAAUCCCAUCAUCUACGUGUUGAUGUCCAAGAAUAUCCGCACCAGCAUCCGCAAGAUCGCCUGCUCGCGCUGCCCUUGCAAGUGCUUUGCAGAGAACCAAUGGACAGAGUCGAUUUCCCAUGAGCUCAUCAAGACAAACCAGAGCCAAGGUGCUUCCUCUAUGGAGACUUAUCGCAGUUUCAGAAGUAACAAAUCAACAACAGCCCAUGUUUAA
This is a messenger RNA of Candidula unifasciata, 769 nucleotides long. Lineage: Eukaryota; Metazoa; Mollusca; Gastropoda; Stylommatophora; Geomitridae. The record is from the annotation of a GenBank genome assembly.